Molecule: messenger RNA, 4448 nt
Organism: Branchiostoma belcheri (Belcher's lancelet)
Lineage: Eukaryota; Metazoa; Chordata; Leptocardii; Amphioxiformes; Branchiostomatidae
Exons: 24
Coding region: 137-4162 (1341 amino acids)
Biological process (GO): spindle assembly
Cellular component (GO): mitotic spindle microtubule; HAUS complex
Molecular function (GO): microtubule binding
Source: RefSeq, a predicted model, not a curated record
CACCUUUGACCCAACAUCCGGGACUUUGUCAGUUCAUUCUUGGCGGGGCAUUUCAAGAUGGCUGCCCUCGGCUGAAAAGGAAACUAAAGGAGUUGUUUCACAUUAGCUAGAGGAAGCAAGCCUUUGAACCAUUAUAAUGGCAGGACCACACAGUAUGAUGAACCUGAGUCACACCUCGGGCCCAGGGCCAGCCGGCAUCAUGGCUGACCCUAUAGACAUGAGAGAGAUGUUCUUCACCAACCUGCUUCUGCUGGGGUUCGAUCCAAACUCCAUGGAGGCCAAGCACAAAAUACCAUUCAGCAGAGACAUGUUUGCUCUGCCCAACAAGAAGGCGUUUGAAGUGGUGACCCACUAUCUGUUCAACAGGCUGGAUCCUGUCAUGGCCAGGGAAGCCUUCAGGGAUUGCUGGCCUAUCUACGACAAGAAGGGUGAACAACAGUUCCGCAGGACAGUGAACAACUGGAUGACACAGAUCUCCCGGGAGGAACCAGAGGCUAACCUCCCCAGGAUCGUGGCCUCUCUCUUCAUGUCACCAGGAGGAGACAGAUUUUACAACCUGAUGCUGCAUUUCUCUGCCUUCGUCAUUCUGAAGGCCACCCAGGUGGAGAAUGGUGUGAAGAGAAGGGACAUCCAAGAGCGCCCCACGGUGCUGCCCUCUGACCUCCACCUGACCCCGCUAAUGUUGACCGGUGUCCAGGCCGGUCUGGUCAGGCACAGGAAGAAGGCACUGGACACGGCUCAGACCGCUCAAGUACUGGAGGCAGAGUGGAAACAGUUUGCCAAUGAGCAGGUGAAGGAACAUCGCCACCUGUCAAAGAAGUUACGAGAGACGGAAAAGCAAGAAAACGAACUGCUGGCAGAGUCAAGUGAGAUAAACAGGAUAAGUCCCACUAGAAGGAAGUCAGGAGGAAGACUCCAACAUGACGACGAUAUCCUGAGGGUCAAGAGAACACAGGCUGUCCACAAGGUGCGAGAAUUGUGGAGAGCAGUUGAUGAGUUGUACACAGGCACUUCACAGCAGCGUGAAGUGGUAGAGUCUGUGUUGCAAGGAGUUCUGGACAAGUAUAAAGUGGACGCCUCCAAAAUAGACGUGCGUGUGCCUGACCUGCUACUCAGGGAGUGUGACCGGGAAUUACAGAGGAGAAAUGUUGGAGACAUCUAUCAGGGAGGAAAACUCAAUCUCCUGAGUUUGGUGCAGCUGUCAAGCCUUGCCUUGCAUCUUUACAUUGAAAAGUUGCAUGAAGGUGGUCUGCCCAACUUUUCUGACUUCUCUGGUGAGGUUGCCACCCACGUGCACACCCACCAUGCACACCUGUCCAACGCACAGGCAUUCAGAGAUUCUCUGGUAGACAAGCUGAUCCCAGAUCUCCAGGAGUCUGUAGCCAGGCUGACCAGGGAGCUGGACUCACAAUAUCUGCCCCAAGAACCCACCACACAGAACUCAUAUCCUCUGUCUAUCCCGUCCUUAGGUCUGGGCCUGAUGCCUGCCACUCCACCCGUGUCCUUCUCACCUCAGGAAGGGACCACGGGACUCACCCCUGCAGCUUCCCUCCGCAGGCCCUCUCCUGAAGUGUCCACUCCAGAGGUUGUGUCCAGACUGGCCAGUUCUGUCCACCGGGCGGCGCGCAGGACCACGGGGCUGCUGGCCCAGGGAACUCCGACGUACGACAGGGGAGUACUGACUGGGGAACAGACUUUCAGGGAAAGCAUACAGCCUGCCUCCAAGAUACCUGUGAAGAGAAGAGAGGAGAGACCUGUCCAGCAGCUUAAAAUGCCCCCUAGGGUCCAGCAGGAGGUACUGCAUGCACCAGCACCCACCAGCCCCGAUACAAACAACAUCUUCACCCCCCUGAAGACAGACCCGCAGAUGAGGGUGGAGAUGACGCCGGUACACCAGCGGAGAAGAGCGCAGGACAUGCUGGCCUCCCAGUCCAAACAGCCAAUGGGAGACCAGCGCUGGAGAACGCCAGUUGGGAGACCCGUGGAAGAUCCCAACACCACUCCGAGUAGGGGGGUGCAGGGUUUUACACCAAAGGCACAUCAGCUCCUGAUUGAUCAGAUUGCUUCAGCAGUAGCAGAAGAGAGGACCCCUUCUGUAGCCAGUUCUUCUGACCGCUCACCUCCCAACUCCCCUGUCCUACAACCUCUACAGGACCCACUAGCUGCGCUAGAUGAAAGUGUUGCCUUCACUUCUCGAGAUAAACUUCAAAGAACACCCUCGUCCAAGCCCAGACCCGCUCCAAUGUGGAAAGAUAUUCUGUCUCAAGACGGACGGCAGGACACUCCAACAAGAACGCUCUUCCCACAAGACCACGCAAGCCAAGAGCAACCACCAAUAGAAGGCGGGCUUACAGGACUACGCAACGGCUGGCCACAGCUCGGCAAGCAGAGAUAUCCUUCCAUGGAAGACCAGGAGUCUUCCGAGUCGGAGAAACCCAGCUCGCCAGUCGGAAGCGUCUCCACUCAGAGUUCCCUCCUCUCCCUGCUGAACGGGACUGAAAAGGGAAGGGAGAGUCAUGUCCAAGGCAAACCUUUCGAAGACUUGAUGACAUUCAGCAGCGCUGAAUCGUCUGUCCCUUCGUCCACAAACGGAGGAAAAGCGCUAAAUAACGGGAAAGGCGGAGCCUACAAUGGAGAUGAGAGUAAAAGCAAAGCGAGAGGAAGAAUCAAAGAUGGUGUGGAGAAAGAUGGUGUAAACGUGUAUGAGAGGAAGUCCUCAUCCUCCUCUUCUGUUGAAGAAAUAUCCACUGAGACUAUGGAGAGGACGCCGCCUGCUGUAACCAUGAUGAGAAUAGCGACAACUCCUCUUGGGUUGUCUGAUGAAAUCCCCUCCGAUGUUCCUAUUGAAGAACUUCUAGCAAACCUGGGGAUAGGAGAUGCUGAGUCGCCGCUGAGGACGGACCCUGGGGACGACGCGGCAUCAGAAGAGGACGACGCGACACCGGCCAACCCGCCGAUCAGGCUCGAAGACGUGGAGGAAACGUUCAACGAGAUUUUUUCCUCUCGAACUCCGACGCUGGAGGUUCGGUCGCGGCUGGGCACUCUGCACACGCCGGGUGAUACCAGCGCUCUUACUCUCGAGGGUCAGACCCCAAAGUGGCAGUCUGAGUUGUUUGACAGUCCUUCGGCCAGGUCCCCCGAUGACGACAUGAGUGUUGGAGAGAGCAAGCUUCUCUCGGAUAUUUUUGCCGGCAGUCAGAAGAGAUCUCCUGUUGUGACCAAUGGCAGCUCGUCUGGCUCGGAGGCAAGCGACUCCAUCGGCGCUGGCAGGGACCGUCACCCGACCGCCAGCUCCGGGAAGAGCGUGACGUUCGCGGAGGUCCACACGGAGCACACCUACUCCGCGUACGAGUCCAUGAACAGCUCCAAGGGGACCUCGCUGCUGGAGGAUUCCCACUCUUCAUCAGCGCUCCCUGCCGCCGAAAACGGUACUGCAGGAGGGAAGGCUGCCGCCCAAUCCCCCGAAGACGUGAUAGCCAGAUACCAGCGGCUUAAAGCGAGCGCCAUGGCCCUCAUGGCAGAGGAAGUAGAAACAGACCCCCAACAAGACACACUCCCAAAGCUUUCUAUCAACACUGGUACUGCAGAGGUAGGGGGAGCCGCCGAGCCACCGCUGAGUGAGAAGUUCCUACAGCACUCUCCACGGAAAGAAGAGGACCAGGAAGACCACAGGAGAGGGUUGUCAGGUUUAGGGCUACGUGACGACGUGUUUUCCACUCCACUGGGACAGCCGAGGGGCAGGCUGGAUUGGGAGGAUAAUGUAGAACCUAGACAAACUACAACAGACAGUGGAGACGGCUACAGUUUUAUCUCUGCUCCAAUUUGGACCCAGACUCAGACAGUCACCCCCAACAGGACACCUGUGAAUCCUGCAGUGAAUCGUAUUAGGAAAGCAUCAGGCACCAGGAACUCCAGUACCUUAGCAAACUCUCCUGUCACUGACUGGCUCCACUCAGAUGGCAGGUCCAACUUUCUCAAUGCUGAUUCCGAGUUUCCACCACGGAGAGAGAGUUUGGGAGUAUUUCUAGGAGUAGAUGAUACCAUUCUGGUGCCGCCCUCCCCGUUAGAGAGUCAUCACUUCAGCUUCUCGGACACCCCCACUUCAGGCAGGGGGGGCGCCCCCCGGGGGUCACCUGCCAUAGGUCAUCUCAUCGACUUCUGAUUCGCCUCAGCUCUGACCAGCAGUUUAUGUGAAUAUGAUGUACUAUCUUUCAAACUAACAUUUAUACAGACAGUCAUUUUCAAUGAGAGAAAGUUGAUUGUGUACACGAAAAUUGGCGAAAUAAAGUUGACCAGAAACAGUGUUCUACCCAGCCUGACUUUUUUUUCCGCCAUCUCAGUCUUGUUUGACCGUAACAGCAUGUCGAACACUGAAGAAGUGAGGAAAAAUUUUAAAAUCUUGACCCUCCAAAACGCUAAUUCCUGCAUUUUGAGGUGAAAAUUUUGCU